CGCACCCAUACCUACUCCCUGCCCUCAACCCCUCUUUUACCUAGCAACCACCACUGCCGGCCAAGGCUCAAAGAUAUCUAGACCCAAAAUCGAAAAAGGCUUCAGAACAUGUUGAUUUCCAUAUGAAACAGAAUACAUAUAAGGUUAGGUCCCCACGACGGGACUAGCAUUCCAGCGGCGCCGCGGAAAAUGUUCCAGAGGCCGAGUGGACGGUGAGACCAACCAAGCAGAGAGUCUGAGAAGCUUCAGAUCAUGAUACUCCCCUUCCAACCAACGGCACGGUAACAUCGAUACCACCGUAGGCAUGGUGCCGAAGGGCGUGCGAAAAGGACUGGGAUUUGUAAAGAAAAAAAAAAAAUACCAGUCGACCAAGCGAGACAAGUUGAUUCGACGUGGUGAAGAAGCACUUCCGAUGCUAUAAGAAAGACAGUGUUCCUUAGCGGUAAUUCCAAUAUCACUACAACUGUUGACCAAGCUUGGCUACUUUCAUUGACAGGACUUGUGUCUCACCAUGGGCGCAGCCACUCUCAUCUAUGAGGCACGAUGGCUUCUCGCUUCGGUUGUGCUCGCAAUUUGGGCGGUCCUCAAGACCAAGCAAUAUUACCGGUUGCGCCAUUUCAAAGGACCCUUCGGCACUGGCUGGUUCGAGAUUUGGCAUGGCCUUGCCUACCUUUCUGGACAUCCACACUUGAAGUUCAAGGAGGCCACGGAUAAAUACGGACCCAUUGCUCGCAUCGGACCCAACGAGCUGAUGACUACAUCUCUCGAGUUGCUGGCACACAUCAAUGGAGCGAGAAACAGAUACACGCGAACCAGAUGGUUCUACAUUGCCGCCCGCUUCCAACCGAACAGCGACAACAUUUUAAGCGAGCUCGACGAUAACAUGCACACCAAGCGUAGAGCUCAGAUGGCUGGCGGGUAUUCUGGCAAGGAAAACCGUGAGCUCGAGAGUUCGGUAGAUAUUCACGUUGCAGAACUAGUCCAACUGAUUCGGACCAAGUACCGCUCGACCGAGAUCAAGACAAACCCAUUCGAUCUCGCACAGAAAGCUCAGUACCUCGCCCUCGAUGUCAUCAGCCAUAUUGGGUUUGGCGAGCCGUUUGGGAUGCUUCUUUCGGAUCAAGAUGUGAAUGGCUACAUCAAGCAUGCCGAUCAGGGCAUGAACGCAAUCACGUAUCUGUGGGGCCUUGGACUGACAGAGCUCGUACUCGACACGCCACUCAUGCAUCUCUUGGGACCAUCGGACACAGCAAAGACUGGCUUCGGAGCGAUGACGGCCAACACUCGCAAAAUCAUCUCUAAACGUCUUGAGGACGACCCCGGCAUGACCAAGGGGAGCGACAUGCUCGCCUCGUGGUUCCGGCAUGGCUUGGACAAAGAGCAACUCGUUACUGAGUCCAUUCUCCAGCUCCUUGCCGGUGCCGAGACCGCUGCCACUUCCAUGCGAUGCAUCAUGCUGUACCUCGUUACUAACCCGCGUGUCUAUGCCAAACUUCAGGCCGAGGUAGAUGCCGCGGUUAAAGAUGGAAGAGCGCCGCCGUACCCGAGUGUUGUUUCCAAUGCUACGCAAAGGCAGCUUCCUUAUCUGUGGGCAUGCUGCAAGGAGGGCAUGCGGAUGCACCCUCCAGUGACCAACUCUUCCCAGAAGAAGGUGCCGCCUGAGGGAGAUGCCGUGACAGUGGAGGGUAAGACGGUCUAUCUUCCUGGCGGUACCAAUAUUGGCUACUGUGUCUGGGGACUGAACAGGGACCAGAAGAUUUUUGGAGGGGAUGCCGAUUGCUACCGGCCUGAGAGGUGGCUGAAUGAGGAGGAUCCUAAGAAGCUGGCCCAGAUGAACCUGGUCCACGAGAUGCUUUUUAGUUAUGGCAAGUUCCAGUGCCUCGGAAAGCCAAUUGCACUAAUGGAGAUUGGAAAGGCUAUUUUUGGGUUGAUGCGGAAUUUCGACUGGAGUGUAACCAAUGCGGCAGAACCCUGGAAGGAGAUGAACGCGGGUGCUUUAUUCCUGACGCACGACUUCCUUGUAGAGGCAACUGAACGGUCGGUGUCUUGAUGGUCUUGAACGUCGACACAUGUUGUGAAUGUUGGCGUUCACAAGUAUUAACCGUCAAGUAUAGAGCAAGCUCCAUGACUACUAACCUGGCGCCAUAAUCCCCUGUAUAAUCGCGGAAAGAUAUCUUCAUUCGAUCAUCUAUCCCAUACUAGGGGACGAACGCGACUGUAUCUUCCUUUGUCUCCUGAAUC
Molecule: messenger RNA, 2241 nt
Organism: Neurospora crassa OR74A
Lineage: Eukaryota; Fungi; Ascomycota; Sordariomycetes; Sordariales; Sordariaceae
Product: pisatin demethylase
Exons: 5
Coding region: 512-2050 (512 amino acids)
Molecular function (GO): monooxygenase activity; heme binding; iron ion binding
Source: RefSeq, a predicted model, not a curated record